AUGUGCGGCAACGAGGUACGAGACGUGGUCGGCGCACAGGCUUUAACAGAAGUAGACGGUUGUGAGCAGCACAAGGGCUGCGAACCGACCAUCAGACGGCUUUGUGUAGUGCUGCUCGGUGAUGGAUAUGCCAUCAGCGACGAAGCUGCUUGUCUGUUCACAGAUGCCGACGACAAAUUGGGUACAGUACGGUGUCACGAGGCGCCUCUAGACACAGAGCGCCGCGUCGCCGUCGACGACGAUUGA
This is a messenger RNA of Soboliphyme baturini, 246 nucleotides long. The record is from the annotation of a GenBank genome assembly. NCBI's taxonomy places the organism in Eukaryota, Metazoa, Nematoda, Enoplea, Dioctophymatida, Soboliphymatidae.